AUGGUGCAAAAUUCCCCUGGCCGGAUCCUGCCUCCUGCCAUCUCCCAGUAUCCCAAGGUGUCCGUCGCUGGGAGGCCCUGGAAAGGAGAAGGAAUGGGAGCAGUCAAGGUGCCUGCAGCUUUGGGGCUGCUGCUGCCACCGGCCGAGGGCCCGUGGGGAGGCCUCAUGGGUGCCCCCAUUGUCGUCGGGCAAGUCGUCAACAUCAAAGCCAAAGUGAACCGAGCCUUUAACUCCAGCAUGGAGGUUGGUGUGAAGCUGAAGCCACUGACCCCGCAGACGGAGGAGGAGAAGAUAGAGCAUAGCAUCGCUGCCGAGCGCCGCCGCAUGCGGCUGGUCCACAAGGACACCCUGAAGGACCUCCUCACCCGCAGCCCCUGUGAAACUGAGCUGGAGACACGUGACGGCAGCGCAGCAGUGCCGGCGGCGAAGACACGGGUGGAGAGCGUGGAGCUGGUGCUGCCUCCGCACGCCAACCAUCAGGGCAACACCUUUGGUGGGCAGAUCAUGGCCUGGAUGGAGAACGUGGCCACCAUCGCAGCCAGCCGGCUGUGCCAUGCCCACCCCACCCUGCGGGCCAUCGAGAUGUUCCACUUUCGGGGACCAUCCCAAGUUGGGGACCGCCUGGUGCUCAAAGCCAUCGUCAACAACGCCUUCAAAAACAGCAUGGAGGUGGGGGUCUGCGCCGAGGCGUACGGCCAGGAGAUGUCUGUCAGCCGAAGGCACAUCAACAGCGCCUUCAUGACCUUCGUGGUGCUGGACGAGGAGGGCCGGCCCCGCACCCUGCCGAUGGUGGCACCCGAGCCGGGGGAUGGAGAGAGGAGGUACAGAGAAGCCAGUGCUAGGAAAAAAAUUCGGCUGGACCGAAAAUACGUCGUCUCCUGCAAACAGACCGAGGUGCCGCUCUCCGUGCCCUGGGACCAAAGCAACAAGGUUUAUCUGAGCUACAACAACGUCUCUGCGCUGAAGACGCUCGUAGCCAAAGCCAACUGGGCACUCGCCAGAGAAAAGGAAAAGGUGCGGAUGUACACGCUGGAGGAGGACAAGUUCCUCUCCUUCCGCAUCGAGAUGGUGGUCCGCAUCUCUGCCGGCCAAGCCUUCGCCCUGCUCUCCGACCUGCGGCGCCGGCACGAGUGGGAUAGCCACUACGCGAGCGCCGAGCUCGUCCAGCAAGUAGAUGAUGACGACAUGAUCUACCACGUGGUGAGCCAGACGCUCAGCCGCGAGAACAAGCCACAGGACUUCGUCAUCCUGGCGUCCCGACGGAAACCCUGCAGCAAGGGGGACCCCUACGUGGUGGCCUUUCGGUCGGUGACGCUGCCCACCCACCCCGCCAGCGCCUGCUUCACGCGGGGGGAAACGCUCUGCUCCGGCUUCUGCAUUUGGCCGGAGUCGGAGGAGACGAGCAAGGGGUCAGCUGGGGCUUUGGCUGGACUUUGCCAAAAGUCCACCCACAACAGCGGGUUACCAGGUGCUGACGCAGGGCCCUGCCCCUAA
Molecule: messenger RNA, 1494 nt
Organism: Phaethon lepturus (White-tailed tropicbird)
Lineage: Eukaryota; Metazoa; Chordata; Aves; Phaethontiformes; Phaethontidae
Gene: ACOT11
Product: acyl-CoA thioesterase 11
Exons: 13
Coding region: 1-1494 (497 amino acids)
Molecular function (GO): lipid binding; thiolester hydrolase activity
Source: RefSeq, a predicted model, not a curated record